Gastrolobium bilobum is the source of this 1771-nucleotide messenger RNA. RefSeq names its product shewanella-like protein phosphatase 1. Gene Ontology annotation, molecular function: hydrolase activity. Bases 110 to 1297 code for a protein of 395 amino acids. Lineage: Eukaryota; Viridiplantae; Streptophyta; Magnoliopsida; Fabales; Fabaceae. The transcript has 10 exons. The record is from RefSeq and is a predicted model, not a curated record.
AACAAACACGGAUAUACCAAAUGCUUGGCUGAGGAGCUUUGAGUUGUGUGUCAUAAAACUGUUCCCUUUUACAGAUUAAUGUGAACAUAGCCGAUGGUAUUCCCAACCUAUGGCAUCACUUUGUCUAAACUCAUUACCAGUUCCACCAUCCUCUCACCCUCGCAAGCUCACUGAAACUUCUCUUUCUUCUUCUUCUUCUUUGCUUCUUGAUAACAACAAUGAUCAUAGCACAGCAAGUGCCUUCAAACCAAUUGUUGUCAGUGGAGACCCCCCAACUUUUGUUUCUGCCCCUGGUCGCAGAAUUCUCGCUGUUGGGGAUCUACAUGGAGAUCUUAAGCAAGCGAGAUCUGCACUUGAAAUGGCUGGUGUAUUGAGCUCCGAUGGUCAAAAUUUAUGGACUGGUGGAGAAACUGUGUUGAUUCAACUUGGAGAUAUACUAGAUCGAGGUGAAGAUGAAAUUGCCAUCUUGUCCUUGCUGCGAUCAUUGGAUAAACAGGCUAAAGCACAAGGUGGAGCUGUGUUUCAGGUAAAUGGAAACCAUGAGACCAUGAACGUUGAAGGGGAUUUCAGAUAUGUUGAAUCCGGGGGGUUUGAUGAAUGUGAUGAUUUCUUGGAAUACAUCAAUAAUUCUGAAGAUGACUGGGAAGAAACUUUUACUGGUUGGGUUGAUGUCUCUGAAAGGUGGAAAGAAGAUCGAACAAUGUCAAGAAGUUAUUGGGGUCCUUGGAAUGUAGUGAAGAGGCAAAAGGCAGUCAUUGCCAGAUCAAUCCUCUUUAGGCCUGGUGGGCCACUGGCAUGCGAGCUUGCAAGGCACGCUGUUGCACUUAAGGUCAAUGACUGGGUCUUCUGCCAUGGUGGCCUUCUUCCUCACCAUGUUGCAUAUGGUAUAGAAAGGAUGAACAAAGAAGUGUCUGAGUGGAUGAGAGGUCUGAGUGAAAAUGACGGUACCCUCGAUAUUCCUUUCAUUGCCACUAGGGGCUAUGAUAGUGUUGUUUGGAACCGUUUGUACUCAAGAGACACACCAGAUUUGGUGGACUUUCAGGCUAAUCAGGUAUGUUCCAUUCUUGAGGAGACGCUGCAAGCAAUUGGUGCUAAGGCAAUGGUGGUCGGGCAUACUCCUCAAACUAUAGGUGUAAAUUGUAAAUACAAUUGUAGCAUAUGGCGUGUAGAUGUUGGAAUGUCCAGUGGAGUUCUUAAUUCUAAACCAGAGGUUCUAGAAAUUAUAGACAAUAAAGCAAGAGUUAUAAGGAGCAAAAGAGACAGAUACGGUGAACUUCAGGCUACGGCAUAUACUUAAGAGACAAGAAAAUGAGAUAAGAUUUAACAGGAAGUAUGACAUCCACCUAGUGAACAUGGGCAAAUUUAUUCAAUAUCCAUUGAUCUAUUAUAGUCACUUAUUAGUUGCCGGCUUCACAUAGGACUUGUCAAGACUGGAACAGUGCACUAAUUUAGGCAAUUCAAAUGAAUUUGUAUCACAUAUCAUUCUAGUGAUACUGUUUCAUGGCUUAUUUAUGUACUGAAAGAAGAGAGGGGGGGGGGGGGGGGGUGAGAGAAAUUCAAAGCCAGAUAUGUUUGCAGUUAAUUGUAGCAUCUGCUUGUGGCCUAAAAGCAAGGUGAAAAUAGGAUGUCAAAGGAGAGGGGAAAAAAAGUAAGAAGGAGGACCGUAAAUAAUCAAAAUAUUGUAAUUCUGACUAAGUUGCCAAUACAUUAACCGGUCCUAGCCUAUAUUGCUCGUUUGUUUGUGCUGAUCAACUAUAUCGGACUGCAUAAU